GUACUUGGUCUCCGACUGAUGACGUAUCACGAGUACACGUGAACGCAAGUACGCCAAGUACGUACGAGACAGCCCCUAUGUUUGUUCCUUUCAUUUUAUAGGGCUUUGGAGCGUGACGUCGCGGGAGGGGGUGUGGACAGGAGUUUUGGUUGAGGCGCCAUUUAUGUAGGCCAUACAAAGUGCUAACAAUUGAGAGAAGCGAAAGCACACGAAUAACAUCAGCUAUGGUUCGUACUUGCUGUGUGAUCGGUUGUAACGUUAGAUCGCACGACCGGCAAGGGAAUAAGCUUGGAAAUGGGCUCUCUUUUCAUUCUUUCCCCACCUGGAGGCAACACGAGGGAGAUAAGGUAUCGGAUGUUACCAAAAGAAGGCGUCUAGCCUGGAUAGCAGCUGUGCGACGAGCUGAUAUCCAGUUCUCUAGCAUCCCCAGAUAUCUGUUGGUGUGUUCCAGACAUUUUCAUUCGGGCAAACCAGCCUAUGAAAUGGAUGAAACAAAUCCUGACUGGGUUCCAACGCUACACAUGGGGCACUCUGAAAUCCCUGCUUCAAGCUUGGACCGGCACCGACGGCGAAUGCAACGAAAGCAACAAAGAGCAGCAGUCGAGGGAAAAUGUUACCUCCCCACUACCAAGAUAGAAAAAAUGCUCUCACUGUCCGGCUUUCGUAAUGGAGCAGCAGAGCCUGAAGGUGAGGCCUGCGCAGAAGUUGCAGAUGAAGAGCUGCCAGAGAUGGACACGACAAAAGACCAACACCAUAAUCACCACGUGAUGGAGGCUGAGGUAGUAGCAGCAGAUCAGCUGGGCUAUGACCGGCCCCCACCAAAGAAAAGAAGAAAGCUCACUCAGACCACUGUGAGUCAGACAGCUUCCAGCAACACAAACAAAGACACAGAAUCUUUACCUGACUGCGCAGUGGCACCUUCAGUCAUCUUAGACCAGGCCACCAUCUCCGAACAACCCCCUGAGCCACAUCUGCACUCAGUCCACACACAGUGGGAGGAUCCUUCGCAACAAGAUCACCAAUACUGCAGCAGGUCUCCCAGAAAAGAAGUGCAGGAUAAGAUGACUCAGUGUGAUGAAGUCGCAUAUUUCAUUCUUCAAAAUGAUGCAGACGCUUUGCUGUACACUGGAAUACCCUUGGAAACAUUUAACACUCUUGUGUCGACACUGGAAGGAUAUGACAACAAUGAAUUUACAAUGCCUGUGCGAGAUCAAGUCCUCAUGACUCUUAUGAAAUUAAAGAGUAACCGUGUAAUAGGUGACCUAAGCCGCCAGUUUCAUAUAUCACAGAGCAUGGCCAGCAAGAUCAUCUUACACUGGUUGGACAAACUGGAGGAAGUUUUCCGGCCAUUAAUUCCAUGGCUGCCAAGAGAAACUAUUCAAGCAACUAUGCCUGCAGCCUUCAAGAAGACCUUUCCAAAUACUACAUGCAUUAUAGACUGCAGUGAGACCCUUUUACAGAAACCCAGAAAUCUGGGCUCAAGAAGGCAAUCGUACAGCCAUUACUACUCACACAACACAGUCAAAUAUUUGGUUGCUGUUGCACCGUCUGGUCUAAUCAUGUUUGUGUCUGCGGCAUAUGGCAGUCAAUGUAGUGACAAAUUUAUCACAAUGGACUCUGGAAUAUUAACAUACCUUAAACCUGGUGAUGAAGUCAUGGCAGAUGGAGGUUUAACAAUAAAAGACUUGCUCUUUGAGAGAGAAGUUGGAUUAGUAAUACCCUCUUUCACAAAAAACCGUGGACAGCUAACCGAGGAACAGGUAACAGACACGCGUCGGAUUGCAAAUGUAAGAAUCCAUGUUGAACGAGCAAUCAGACGUUUGAAAGUCUACAAAAUACUCUCACAAAUUGUUCCCAUAAGCAUGGCUCCAAAAAUAGACAAGAUUCUGAGGAUAUGUGCUGCUCUAGUCAACUUACGAGAGGAUCUCAUCUGUGAUACAGAAUAACUGUGUAUGUUGUAAACAAGCGUAAACUCAGGAAUAUCAAGGUCGUUACCCAAUGUCAUUUUAUUUUAAGGUAGAAAUUUGAUGUACAUAUUUGGAGAGAGUAAAUAAUUCCAGGUCUCCCUUUUUUAUCUUCUGUUCUGCACGAUGUAAAUAUUUCUGUUGAAGAAAGGUUUUGUGAUUCAGUACACAUAUAGUGCAAUCAACUGAACAAUGAUUACUUUUUUUAUUCA
Molecule: messenger RNA, 2176 nt
Organism: Oreochromis niloticus (Nile tilapia)
Lineage: Eukaryota; Metazoa; Chordata; Actinopteri; Cichliformes; Cichlidae
Exons: 4
Coding region: 225-1946 (573 amino acids)
Source: RefSeq, a predicted model, not a curated record